Histoplasma mississippiense is the source of this 1926-nucleotide messenger RNA. RefSeq lists its product with no specific name. NCBI's taxonomy places the organism in Eukaryota, Fungi, Ascomycota, Eurotiomycetes, Onygenales, Ajellomycetaceae. Bases 1 to 1926 code for a protein of 641 amino acids. The transcript has 4 exons. The record is from RefSeq and is a predicted model, not a curated record.
AUGGAGGCGGACCUGCCUACAGACGGGCUAUUGCCCGUGAUCAAAUGUUCCAAUUGCAAUGCGAGUGUGGGAAUCUCUGAAAUGGGAGAACAUAUCUGCAACGGAUCUUCGCAGCGAUUUACUCCUCCUCCAGACCACUAUAACUAUCGAAACCCGUUCGACAGUCCUCCAAAUCCACCUGGCAAGUCGGGAAGAUAUGGGCCACCGCCAAAAAUUGAUCCGUUUGCAGCUAAUCGUCCUUUUCUACACCUUGGUGUUCUCACCCCUGCCGACACCGAUGACACUCCAUCUCUCUCACCGUCUCCUCUCAAGCGAAGUCAAACAAGUCCACUGCCGCCGACACCAGACCCAGCCAAUGAAGAUGGUUCAUUCACACCUUUUGUAAGAUCACAUACCGUGGCAGGUUCUACCGUGAGAUCAAAACCUAGGACGCCGGUAGAAGACACAUAUAGCCCUAUCACAACGAAGCCUUUCGAAACAAGUCCAGUCCGGAGUGGAGGCGACGCUGGGAGCGAUAAUGAAAAUAGCCGCUCUUCGAUUCCACAAGAACCAGUACCCUACGAAGAACGGAGACGACCAAAAUCGAAGCAGAAGCACAGAAGGGAGAUGUCGAUAGAUAGCAAGAGCAUGCUUCUGAUAUCUGCAGCUAGCUCGCGGUAUGGGGAUGAGAGCCUUAACCAUUAUUCGCCAAGGAAGUUAUCCACAUCUGGGCGCAAUGUGUUGGACGAAGUACCACCCUUGCCUGCUGGGCCCAUCAAGAGCUUCACUCCAGGACCAUACGACGCGAUUCCUUCCUCGUAUCGUUUUGAAAGUAAAGAGGACUUCGAAUUAGAUCGCCUUGCGGGAGAGAGCCUCCCUAAAGAGCAACAAAAGGCCCGCGUUUUUGGGAGCUUUGAUUUCGGCCUGCCGUCACAACCGAAGAUUUCCCGGAAUCCUGACAGUUCCCACUUCAGAGAUCCUUCCCACGCGACAACCAGCUCGUCAAGAAGCUUCAAACCUCCUGUUCCAGAGAAGGACGAAAAGCCCAAUGUACCAGAAAAGGAGCAUCCAACAUCUCCGAUCCGCGAAUAUCGAAUUAAUGAGGAUUUUUCCGUCUCGAAUUUUGCGCGAGAUCUAGGGCUAAACCAUAGCACCCAUCCAUCAAUAUCCUCGUCGAUUGGAACGACACCGUCGGAUAUGGCAAGCGGGAGUUCCCACUCUACUGGACCCUCUGACGUGUCGAGUGGGGCGCACUCAAAGUCUGCAUCUGACAAUAUGGCUUGGAAUAAUCUUUCAAUUGACGUUGAGCCCAGGAGACAAGGAGAUCUGGCUGUGCACGGGAUGGAUUCUCCAACUGAUCCAUCUUUCCAGAAUGGGUACCUUUCAUCAGCAGGGCAGAAGACUGACCUUUCACAGCCAUUACCUGUGUUUCCCACGCAACAUCCGAUUGAUAAACGUGCAGUAUCACCCCCUGCACGCACUGCCACACGCACUCCAGUAGGGCGAAGACCCGGUGUCGGGGUUGCCAGCAAUUAUUGUUGGAAAAUCAAUAUCAUCGGCGGACGGCCGAUUAACAGAUGUCAAACGUGUCAAAUGGUACUGCGCGGUGACUAUUUCGAAUGGAAUGGCCUUGCAUACUGCGAGCGUGACGGCCGACAUGCGGCAGCAGCAAUGUAUCCACCCCAACCACCCUCGGUGAUAAUGCCAUCUCAACAAAGUGGACCAAGCGCUAGAAGGCCACUGUACCCUCCACGGGGAUACGGAUAUGGUCCAAGGCCUGGGCCCGGUCCCGGACCAAGGUAUGGACCAGGAGGUCCUGGAAUGCGAUAUCCACCACACAAACCACCGCAUCCAGGUCUCAAUGUGCCUGCUCAAGGCAUGUACGGUAAUACGAAUAAUAGUCGACGAUACCCUGAGCGGAGAACUACGAGGUUGAUGAUGAUAUAA